AUGAAGGGCGGCUUCGUAAGUGCCUCUGAUGACGCGCUGCUGCUGCAGCAGCUGCAGCAGCAACAGCUGGAAGCGCAGCAGCAGCUGCGGCAAGAGCUGCAACAGCAGCUAGAGCAGCAGGAGCUGGAGCAGCAGCUCCAGCAGGAGCUCGACAACUUACUAAACGACACAGAAUUGUAUUUUAAUAGCAGCAGCAAACAAGCUGGGGGCCCUCCUUCCUUUGCUAUUCCUGAAAGCCUCCUGGGGUACCGAGCUGCUGCAGCAGCAGCUGCUGCUGCUGCUGCAGCUUCCUGCAUGGACUCAAACGUUUUCUGCGGCUCCUUCGAGGCUCUGGAGGAGCCCUUUGAUGCAGAGCCAGCUGCAGCAGCAACAGCAGCAGCAGGACCAACCGUAGCAACAGGAGCAACAGCAGCAGCAGCAGCACCCGCAGCAGCAGCAGCAGCAGCAGCAGGCGAGCAGCCAGAAGCAGCAGAGCCUGAAGAUGAAAAGGGUUUGCCAAACCCUUUCGAGCUCUUUAUCGAACAGGUGCAGCAAGAGCUCAGCGGUGCUGCUGAAGAAGCAGCAGCAACAUCGGUCGAGCUGCAGCAAGCGCUGCAGGGCCUCACGGACUAUAAAAGAGUGCAGCAGGAGCAGCAGGAGCAGCAGGAGCAGCAGCUGCAGCUGCAGCUGGAGCAGCAGGAGCGCCAGCAGCAGGAGCUGCAGCGGCAAGAGCAAGAGCAGCUGCAGCAGCUGCUGCAGCAGCAGAAACAGCAGCUGCUGCGGCUGCAGCAAAGACAACGACAGAGGGAGGCAGAAAAAUAUGAACUCGAGCAGCCGCCUGUGCUGCAGCCUGCAGCGCCUUCUGCUGCUGCUGCUGCUGCUGCUGCAGACGUCGCAGCAGCAGCAGAGACUGCUCCAAUAGCGGAAGACAAUGCAGAGGAACACACAAAGACAGGCGCUGCUGCAGACCAUCCGCUCUCCCUGUCUUCUACCUCAGAGGAGCCUGCCGCUUCUGCUGCUGCUGCUGCUGUUCCUGCUGCUGUGCCUCCCUCCUCAGCUCCUGCAGGCAUGCAGCAGCAGCAGCAACAGCAGCAACAGCAGCAGCAACUCGCAAUGACGUUGGCGGGAAAGAACCAACCUGAAUGUAAGGGGAAAGAGACGUCACAAGACCACACAGCAGCAGCAGCAGAAACCGCAGCAGAAGCAGCAACAGCAGCAGAAGUAGAAGCCGCAGCAGAAGCAGCAGAAGCAGCAGAUAGCAGCAGAGAUAACCUUGAGGUGUUUAUCAUGAAGGGGAGAGACCCCAACAACCCGCAAGAGAUGCAGCAGGCAAAAAGGGAACUGCAGCAGCUGCAGCUGGCCCUGCUUGCUGUGGAGGAGGAGGCGCAGCAGCAGCAACAGCAGCAGCAAGCAGCAGCUCUGCUGGAGCAGCAGCAGCAGCAGCAGCACGAGCACAAGGUGCAGCAGCUGCAGCUUAAAGCCAAGAGACGAAUUCAAAAGGAGACACUUAAAGAAGAAAGAAGAAGAACUCAGCUGUACGCACAGCUUGGCCUUCUGCCCCCAGAACCAGCACACGCUGUGUCUUUUGCUGCAGCAGCAACAGCAGCAACAGCAGCAACAGCAACAACAGCUGCAGCAACAGCUGCAGCAAUAGUUGCAGCACCAGCUGCUGCAGCAGCGGGCCAAUCGCUAGCUGCCACUGCUGCUUCAGCAACAGAGCAUCUUUCUGCUCCUCUCUCUUCAGAAAGUGCGCCUCCAAUAGAGCCGCAGCAGCAGCAGAAGCAGCAGCAGCAGCACAGGGAGCAAGAGACCCAGCAACAGCAACAACAACUGGAACGCCAUCAGCAAGGCAGCCUGCCCCUUCCGGGUGCAGCGAAAGGUACUAAUGCUGCUGCAGCAUUUGCUGAUCCAGCGAAAAAUGUCCUAGAACGGGAGCAGCAGCAGCAGCAGCAGCAGCAGAGGCAGCAGCGGCAGCAACCGCAAUUGGGCUCUGUGGGGCCAUAUGAGAAGAGCAGCAAGACGUGUACAUCGGCAUCUUCUGUUGCUCUUGCUGCUCCCGCGACUCCUGUGCUACCUGCUGCUCCUGUUAUUUCUGCUGCUCCUGCUGCUCCUGAUGCUGCUGCUUCUGCUGCUGCUGCUGCAGUGGGUUUUAGGUCAGUGAAGCCACACUGGUUCACCUGA
Eimeria tenella is the source of this 2160-nucleotide messenger RNA. RefSeq lists its product as uncharacterized. The transcript has a single exon. Lineage: Eukaryota; Apicomplexa; Conoidasida; Eucoccidiorida; Eimeriidae. The coding region runs from base 1 to 2160 and encodes 719 amino acids. The record is from RefSeq and is a predicted model, not a curated record.